AGCCGGAAGGCUGACGUGCGUUACUUACCGCGCCGACGGCAAUGGCGGGAAGCGAGGCUGGCAGCCGAGGCAGUUCUCCUCAGCCGCAUCACAGCGACUGGGGUCGCCUGGAGGCUGCCAUCCUCAGCGGCUGGAGGAGCUUCUGGCAGUCGGUGGGGAAGGAGAGGGUGGCUCCAAGGGCCUCUCCGGAGGAGGCGGACGAGGAGGGCAAUACGUUGUCGCGGCUGCCGAUUGAUGUACAGCUAUAUAUUUUGUCAUUUCUUUCACCUCAUGAUUUAUGUCAGCUGGGAAGUACAAGUCAUUAUUGGAAUGAAACCGUACGAGAUCCAAUUCUGUGGAGAUAUUUUCUGUUGAGGGAUCUUCCUUCUUGGUCUUCUGUUGACUGGAAGUCUCUUCCAGAUCUAGAAAUCUUAAAAAAGCCUAUAUUUGAGGUCACUGAUGGUUCAUUUUUUGACUACAUGGCAGUCUAUAAAAUGUGCUGUCCAUAUACAAGAAGAGCCUCAAAAUCUAGUCGUCCUAUGUAUGGAGCUGUCACCUCAUUUUUGCAUUCAUUGAUCAUUCAGAAUGAACCACGAUUUGCUAUGUUUGGACCAGGUUUGGAAGAACUAAAUACAUCUUUGGUGUUGAGCUUGAUGUCAUCCGAGGAACUUUGCCCAACAGCUGGUUUGCCUCAGAGGCAGAUUGAUGGUAUUGGAUCAGGAGUUAGUUUUCAGUUGCACAACCAGCAUAAAUUCAACAUCCUGAUAUUAUAUUCAACUACAAGAAAGGAAAGAGAUAGAGCUAGAGAAGAGCAUACAAGUGCGGUUAACAAGAUGUUCAGUCUACAGAAUGAAGGGGAUGAUCAACAAGGAAGCCGGUACAGUGUAAUUCCACAAAUUCAGAAGGUGUGUGAAGUUGUUGAUGGGUUCAUCUAUGUUGCUAAUGCUGAAGCUCAUAAAAGACACGAAUGGCAAGAUGAAUUUUCUCGCAUUAUGGCAAUGACAGAUCCAGCUUUUGGAUCUUCAGGAAGACCAAUGCUGGUUUUAUCUUGUAUUUCUCAAGCUAAUGUAAAAAGAAUGCCCUGUUUUUAUUUGGCCCAUGAGCUGCAUCUGAAUCGUCUAAACCACCCAUGGAUGGUUCAAGAUACAGAGGCUGAAACUCUGACUGGUUUUGCGAAUGGCAUUCAAUGGAUUCUUGAAGAAGUAGAAUCUAAGCAUGCAAGAUGAUCCUCCUUUUAGACCUUGAGAACUGAAAGCAUUUGAAACUGGCUACUAAAGUCAUGAUGUGGAUAUUUGCUCAGUCAGCUUUCUGCCCUGCCUUUUUGCAGGUAGGCUUUCUACUGGAUAGCUGUAGCUGCUGGGGUUUUUUUUUAUAUAUAUUUUUUACUUUUUACUUGAAAUCAGUUACAAGAAAAAAGUUUCAUUGCUAGUAUUUAGCCCCAAGAUGAACCUUUUAAGAUUUUUUGAUAACUUUUAUAUUUUAAGUAUUAAAUUCUGAAAAAAAAGUUUGUGCCUCUUUCAUUCUUUGUGACUUCUGUCCUUUUCAGUUUAAAGAUUUGCCCUAGUGAGGGAUAAGAAAUUUGCUAAGUUUUCAAUAGAUUCUUUUCAAGGAUCCUUAACUGGUUAUCAGAAAAUGAGUUUUUAUCUAUUUUUAAUAAAAAUACUGCUUAAAGGCUGGAAUGUUCACUGGAAUUUCGCUUACUGUUAUGGCCAUACAACUUCUGUUUCUUUUCUGAAACAGUAGGAAUUAACUUUAUAUAUCAUAUUCAGUACUAAUUUGGUGAAAAUAAAUGAAAGGUCUUGCUAUUUUCAAAUAACUUUGAAAGCUUGUGAAGUACUAAAGCCAAAUUUUAUUCCUUAUUCAUAGAGAAAACAUUCCAGAAACUCAUAUAAUCAUAUGACCUCCUGCUCACUGAUUACUUGCACUUUGCACAGGAAAUGUCAUAGCCCUCCUAUGUCAUUGAAAUUGAGGAGUUUUAAAAUUACAAUAAAAGGUGUAGUCUUCUUAGUGGUGCUGUUGCACCCAAGAUAUAGCCUCCCUCCUGCCAGUGGGUGCUGUUCCAAAGCAAGAGCUCCCACUUCUUGAGUCCACUUAUCCUGCACUUAGUUUCAGUAAUUUGUAGUUGGGGGCAGAAUGAGAAAUGUGGCCAUCCUGCUCCUCCUCAGACGACAGCCCUCUGGUUUGGAGAGAGUGCUGUUUCCUUGGCUGCCCCAGUCUAGAAUGGAGAUAUCUUUCUGAGCUGGGGAAGGGAAGGAGGGAGUGGGUCUUGGUUCAAAUACCACAGACUCUUGUUGUUUUUACUGAAUUUCAGUAUUUGAAAAAAAAAAUAUAUACACACAUAUACAUACACACACACACAUAUAUUUGAAUAAAUAUUUCUUCACUUGCUGUAUGCUCGUAGGAGCAUUUACAGAGAUAUUAAGGAUUCUUUAAAAUUAAUUUUCUCUAGUUUCUCUAGGGAGCUAUUACAUGGAACUCUUUAUACUGUUAUGCCAAAAGUAGACCCCCCCUCUUUUUUAUUAAAUCACUGUAAUUGUGUUGCCUCAUUCAUUCCUGAUGUUGGUAAUUUGUGUCUUUUUUCUUCAUGAUCAGCCUGGCUAGA
This is a messenger RNA of Phacochoerus africanus (Common warthog), 2581 nucleotides long. It is a transcript of the gene FBXO4, whose product is annotated as F-box protein 4. The record is from RefSeq and is a predicted model, not a curated record. Bases 42 to 1205 code for a protein of 387 amino acids. NCBI's taxonomy places the organism in Eukaryota, Metazoa, Chordata, Mammalia, Artiodactyla, Suidae. The transcript is spliced from 7 exons. Gene Ontology annotation, cellular component: SCF ubiquitin ligase complex. Gene Ontology annotation, biological process: protein polyubiquitination; SCF-dependent proteasomal ubiquitin-dependent protein catabolic process. Gene Ontology annotation, molecular function: protein binding.